This is a messenger RNA of Lottia gigantea (owl limpet), 1390 nucleotides long. RefSeq lists its product as hypothetical. The transcript is spliced from 10 exons. NCBI's taxonomy places the organism in Eukaryota, Metazoa, Mollusca, Gastropoda, Lottiidae. Bases 100 to 1317 code for a protein of 405 amino acids. The record is from RefSeq and is a predicted model, not a curated record.
AGAAGAUGCAUGCUGGAAGAUUAUUGUACCCUGUGGUUCUGUUCUGCAUAACCUCUUGGACUGUUGUUGCUCAAAGCAGAAUGUAAUGAAACAGACGGCAUGAGAGAUGCACAAAUAAUACCCGAUUCAAGUAUCACUUCACCUACAUCACCUAAUGUUAACGUAACUCAAAUAAGAGAUGGUGGUGCAGUUUUCCCUAUUGGACAGAACGCAGAAAUUGUAAUAAAUCUCACACAAACAUGUAAAAUUGAAGUUGAAGUAGGAAGUGUAACUGUUCCUGUAGGCAAUGUUGCUUUAAUUACCGUUAUACCAAUUGAUUCUGAUGGUAAUGAAACGACUGUUGCUUCAAAAACUGAAAAUGUUCCUGGAAAUAUAGCUAGUGUUACUUUCCCUGAUGAUGUUCGAGCUGCUAAGGUUAAAAUUAUAUUAACUCCAACAGAUAGUUCUAUACCAAUUUCCACUACUGGUGCAUUAGAAGUUAUAGCCUGUUUUGAAUGCGGAUCUAACGAAUUUACGACUCCAGAAACGACGACGAGGAGGACGACUCCAGGAAGGCCAACGACGACGAGGAGGACGACUCCAGGAAGGCCAACGACGACGAGGAGGACGACUCCAGGUUGCAUGACAGAGCCAAAUAUCAGCAAUGCAAUUAUAACCACGAAUUCUCCAACACUGUUUACAACAGUCAAUAUCACUUGUCGUGAAGGGUUCAGAAUGACACAAAUUCUGAGUUGUGAUUCUGAUAAUUUGAAAUAUGAAGACACAGAAUGUAGACCAGUUGAAUGUCCGUUGAACCCGGUAAUAAGAAAUGGUGACCUGACUUCUGCGAUCGGGUCAAGAGUUAUUGGAGUUAAAUAUAAUUUUAGGUGUAAAAGACCUUUUACUAAACAAGGGGGAGAAGGAACUAUAAUAUGUAAUACGUGUGGAGAAUGGGAAACGGAUAUAACAUGUGUAGGUCCUUGUCAGUUCCAGGAAGUCGGGUGUCAAGGCUUUCCACCUGGGUAUGCUCCAAUUGUGAAAACCAGAGAAUACUCACGGACUGCAUGCGAGACAUCAUGUAACAACAAUCCUAGGUGUACGACAUGGUCUUUCCUCGAGUAUCGCUGCAAACUAUACACAUCUCCUGUCAUUAUGGUUAUCGGAGGUUCACUAACAAGGGCUAAGUGUCAACAGUUGUGCGCCUUUAAUCGCAGAUGUUUGUCCGUUGUCUCUACACCUACAGAGUGCGCUCUGUUUGAUAAAAGACAACUAGAAACUUCACGUGGAGCAACUGGGUUGAAUUUCUACUACUCUAAAAUCGAUGAAGAUUGUGAGUAAUGUAGCCAACACCCUACAUUGAGUAUAAUUAAUAUCUAUUCCGAAUCGUAAAUAAAUAAUUUACAUGCAUUAU